This is a messenger RNA of Penicillium macrosclerotiorum, 1305 nucleotides long. Its product is annotated as AAA family ATPase VPS4. The transcript has 4 exons. Gene Ontology annotation, biological process: vacuole organization; endosomal transport. Gene Ontology annotation, molecular function: ATP hydrolysis activity; ATP binding. NCBI's taxonomy places the organism in Eukaryota, Fungi, Ascomycota, Eurotiomycetes, Eurotiales, Aspergillaceae. The record is from RefSeq and is a predicted model, not a curated record. The coding region runs from base 1 to 1305 and encodes 434 amino acids.
AUGAGUAACACGGACUUUUUGGGGCGGGCUAUUGACACGGUCAAGAAGGCGAUCGAGAAUGAUAAUGAAGGCGAAUACGAGAAGGCUUACCAGCUCUACUACUCCGCCUUGGAGUUGUUCAUGCUGGCCCUCAAAUGGGAGAAGAAUCCGCGCUCGAAGGAGAUGAUCCGCGCGAAAACCGGCGAGUAUAUGGAUCGCGCGGAAAAGCUGAAGAAUCAUUUGGCCUCAGGGGAUCGAAAGAAACCCAGCGCGGUGGGCGCGAACGGGAAGGUUGCGCAAGGAAGUGGGAAAGGAGGGAAGGAUGAAGACGACAAUGGCGAAGAUGCUGAAUCCAAAAAGCUACGCUCGGCUCUGCAAGGUGCCAUCUUGUCCGAUAAACCGAAUGUUAAGUGGGAGGAUGUUGCUGGUCUGGAAAGCGCAAAAGAAGCUCUGAAAGAAGCAGUCAUUCUUCCUAUCAAGUUUCCGCACCUGUUUACGGGAAAGCGACAGCCGUGGAAGGGUAUUUUGCUUUACGGUCCCCCCGGCACGGGAAAGUCCUAUCUAGCCAAGGCUGUCGCUACGGAAGCCAAUAGUACGUUUUUCAGCGUGAGCAGUAGUGACCUGGUAUCCAAAUGGAUGGGUGAAAGUGAAAGACUUGUCAAACAACUUUUCAACAUGGCUCGCGAGAACAAGCCAGCGAUCAUUUUCAUCGACGAAGUUGAUGCACUAUGUGGACCACGUGGCGAGGGGGAAUCCGAGGCAUCUCGUCGUAUCAAAACAGAAUUGCUUGUUCAAAUGGAUGGUGUUGGGAAGGACUCUAAGGGCGUUCUGAUUCUAGGUGCAACCAACAUUCCUUGGCAGCUGGAUGCUGCCAUUCGACGACGAUUCCAACGACGAGUUCACAUCAGCUUGCCCGACUUCAAUGCACGGAUGAAGAUGUUCAUGCUGGCUGUGGGCUCGACACCGUGUCACAUGACUCAGGCUGAUUAUCGAACAUUGGCUGAGAUGAGCGAUGGCUACUCCGGUAGCGAUAUCAGCAUUGCGGUGCAAGAUGCUCUGAUGCAGCCAAUCCGUAAGAUUCAGACAGCAACACACUAUAAAAAGGUCUCGGUUGAUGGCGCCGAGAAACUCACCCCCUGCUCUCCAGGCGACGCUGGAGCAGUGGAAAUGACCUGGCUCAGCGUUGAAGCAGAGCAGCUUCUCGAGCCUCCACUUGUUCUAAAAGACUUUAUCAAAGCCGUUCGCAAUUCCCGACCUACCGUUAGCCAGGAAGAUCUUCAAAGAAACUCGGAGUGGACCAAAGAAUUUGGCAGUGAAGGGGCAUAA